Messenger RNA from Rhodofomes roseus, 381 nucleotides. RefSeq lists its product as uncharacterized. The transcript is spliced from 5 exons. The record is from RefSeq and is a predicted model, not a curated record. NCBI's taxonomy places the organism in Eukaryota, Fungi, Basidiomycota, Agaricomycetes, Polyporales, Fomitopsidaceae. The coding region runs from base 1 to 381 and encodes 126 amino acids.
AUGGACAUCAUUAGAGACCUGUACACCGAUGGGUUCCUGAUAUUCCUGGCCUUCCUCGUAUUCCGUGUCUCGAGGCUGUUGCCGAGUACCAUCGGCGGGGGAGACGACGUACUGUUGACACCUCUCAUCUCGUGGUCACUGGAAGGUGUGCUGAACACGCGGCUCUACUACAAAGUCAAGGACCUCGAGGUGCAUCGCAAGCACUGCACGCCGUUUGCGCUAGGCGGCGACACUCAUACACGGCAACGAUCCGGGGUUCUCGAAGUUGUAGUGAGAGGGCAUCCGAUCCUACCGGGAAACCGUCCAAAGCAUCAUAAUUGUUCGAACACGGUAUUCGGGAACAUUGUAUUUGCGAUAUUCGACAGGCGCACCGUCUCCUAG